Messenger RNA from Pararge aegeria (speckled wood butterfly), 2210 nucleotides. Its product is annotated as scolexin B-like. The record is from RefSeq and is a predicted model, not a curated record. Gene Ontology annotation, molecular function: serine-type endopeptidase activity. NCBI's taxonomy places the organism in Eukaryota, Metazoa, Arthropoda, Insecta, Lepidoptera, Nymphalidae. The transcript has 6 exons. Bases 59 to 937 code for a protein of 292 amino acids. Gene Ontology annotation, biological process: proteolysis.
UGCGCGCGCGCCAGUUGUACCAGUGCUUCGGUGGUCACGUUACCUAUAAAAUUGUACGAUGUUUUUUAACGUGAUCGCGUGCGCUAUAUUUACAUUACUAUGUACCGCACAAGCAGGAUUACCAGCUAAGAUUAACAAUAUCCAAACUCUGGAUCUACCACUGUUUUACAGACAUGGUGGGAAUCGUGCAGGUGCUGACAGGCCGCUAGUAAAGGAAGUCAAUGUUCCGCCAAGUCCACCACCUGUCAACGAGCAGUACCCAUCAGCGGUUCUUUUCGGCAGGACAUGCGGGGGUACCAUCAUCAGCCCCACAUGGAUCCUGACUGCUGCGCACUGCACGUUAUUUACCGGUGGUAGAGACGUGCUUGCCGGCACUAACAACACAGAAAAUGAAACUGGCGUACGAGUCCGCGUGAAACGACUAUUCAUACACCCAAAGUUCACCGUGGGGCCAUACUGGCUGGAUGCUGAACAAUACGGAAUCAAGCAGGUGGGUGCCCGCUGGGACUUUCUGCUGGCGGAGUUAAAGGAACCUCUCCCACUAAACGGAAAAACAAUUGUAGCAGCACGCUUGGACGACCGCGCCAGGAUACCUGCGGGAGAAGAUGUCGGCUAUGCAGGCUACGGCGCGGCAGUUCAUGGGGACACAAUGCGCGAAGAUAUGCACGGCAUGGACCUCGAGGUGCUUGACGAUAGCGAAUGCUCCUCACUGAUAGAGUUCGACAAAACCGACAUGGUUUGCACAAAAGGACGGCCACCUCGCUUUGACUCUGCCUGCAAUGGUGACAGCGGCAGUGGUCUGAUCAGCAGUGGCAGCAUCAUUGGAGUGGCAUCAUGGGUGGAAGACGACUCCACAACCUGCAGUCCCGGCAAGAGGGUCAUCUUCUCCAGAGUAUCCGCCGCACGCGACUGGAUCCGACAAGUUACAAAGAUAUAGACUGUAUUCGUGGCUAAAACUUAAUUCUAACCAAAAAAUAUUACAAGAAUAUCCAUCUAAACAUUGGGUAACCAAGCGCUCAGUAGUGCCAAUCUGUUGUAUAGUUAUCUCGAAAUUAAACUUAAUUGACUAGUUUAAAGUAGGUACCUACUGCUAUCCAAGUGUUCUUCGUAGAAAAAGAUAACACCUUGUUUUAAACUUGUUAACUUUGUUUAGACAUCCGCAUGGGCAAAUAGAUUAAGCGUUCUAUGGUGAGUAAAAAACACAAAAGGAAUUGACUAAAUUCAUCUUUGAUAAAAAGUAAAUGAGUAGUUCAGAUGUAGGAACCAAAGAAUUAUUGGGAUACGUUAACUGUUAGGUCUAAAUAUAAGUCCAUAAGACGCGAGACUUGAAAGUUGGCCCUAGGUACGUAAUUCUUAUGUUCUUAACGUUUCUACGAUUUGUUUUUGUAGACGCGUUAGGAGUUAGGACGCAAUUAUUUGUAGCGCUUAUAAAAACUACCAACGUGGCAAUGGCGAGGCACUAGCUCGGCGAACCGAUGGACGUUGGGGUCCCAAGUUGCUGGGAUGGCGACGCAGUUGGUCGGCCCUUACGAGUCGCUGGGAGCUGCUGGAAACCAGCGGCCCAGGACCGUGGAUAUUGGAACUACACAAGACCUAUGUCGAGCCGUAGACGUCAAACAAUUAAAAAGAUUAUGAUGAUGAUGACGAUAAAAACUUUAACCAUUAAUAAAAAAGGUUUUUUUAAAGUAGACUAGUUAAUUAUUUCUCUCUUGUUUGCUAUCGCUAUACUAAAUUCAAAUUCAGAAAAAAUCUUUGUUUUUUUUAUUUUUGAAAACGUAAAUAAAACUUAUUUUAGGUAUGUCAUUUUCAUUCGCGAGUUCAUGGCACAAAUACUUUCCAAAUAAUAUACAUAAAUGUCUAUAAUAUGUACUCUGAAAGAUUUUCUUUCACAUCCUACCCAAAUCUCCUCGUCUUAUCUUUGGGUACCCACCAAGGUACUUAAACAAAACCUAGUCAGAUGCAAAUGUUCUACCAUCUUCAGUUCUUUCCUCGAUUACCAAUAAAACAUUCUUUGUUGCCUUUGAACAGAUUGUACAUUUAAUUGAAUAAUUAUAAUGCUUAUUCAUUUAUUUGAUUUUAUAAUUGUUUAAAAUAUUUGGCCUAUUUUUUUUAAUGUGCUAAUACCUUCAAUGUGUUGUGAUAAUUAAUAAUAAAUAAUACCAAGGGUUAAACCUAAGUACUGAUAAAAUAUAGUAAUAAGGAAAUACUUA